This is a messenger RNA of Cyclopterus lumpus (lumpfish), 1899 nucleotides long. Its product is annotated as basic proline-rich protein-like. The record is from RefSeq and is a predicted model, not a curated record. The transcript has 2 exons. NCBI's taxonomy places the organism in Eukaryota, Metazoa, Chordata, Actinopteri, Perciformes, Cyclopteridae. Bases 1 to 1899 code for a protein of 632 amino acids.
AUGGAGACCCGUUCUGGACCCCCUGCUGGACCCUGUGCUGGACCCCGUUCUGGACCCCUGCUGGACCCUGUGCUGGACCCCAUUCUGGACCCCCUGCUGGACCCUGUGCUGGACCCCAUUCUGGACCCCCUGCUGGACCCUGUGCUGGACCCCGUUCUGGACCCCAUUCUAGACCCCCUGCUGGACCCUGCGCUGGACCCCCUCAUAACUGCUCUCGUGGCGGCCGUAACGUCCACACUUCCGUCCAUCAUUGUUCGGCGUUCCCCCCGCUGUCCCUCCGCUGUCCCUCCGCUGUCCCCCCGAUGUCCCUCCGCUGUCCCCCCGAUGUCCCUCCGCCGUUCCCCCGAUGUCCCUCCGCUGUCCCCCCGAUGUCCCUCCGCGGUCCCCCCGCCGUCCCCCCGAUGUCCCCCCGAUGUCCCUCCGCUGUCCCCCCGAUGUCCCUCCGCUGUCCCCCCGCCGUCCCCCCGAUGUCCCUCCGCUGUCCCCCCGAUGUCCCUCCGCUGUCCCCCCGCUGUCCCCCCGCUGUCCCCCCGAUGUCCCUCCGCCGUUCCCCCGAUGUCCCUCCGCUGUCCCCCCGAUGUCCCUCCGCUGUCCCCCCGCCGUCCCCCCGAUGUCCCCCCGAUGUCCCUCCGCCGUUCCCCCGAUGUCCCUCCGCUGUCCCCCCGCCGUCCCCCCGAUGUCCCUCCGCUGUCCCCCCGAUGUCCCUCCGCCGUUCCCCCGAUGUCCCCCCGAUGUCCCUCCGCUGUCCCCCCGCCGUCCCCCCGAUGUCCCUCCGAUGUCCCUCCGCCGUUCCCCCGAUGUCCCCCCGAUGUCCCUCCGCUGUCCCCCCGCCGUCCCCCCGAUGUCCCUCCGCUGUCCCCCCGAUGUCCCUCCGCCGUUCCCCCGAUGUCCCUCCGCUGUCCCCCCGAUGUCCCUCCGCUGUCCCCCCGAUGUCCCUCCGCCGUCCCCCCGAUGUCCCUCCGCUGUCCCCCCGAUGUCCCUCCGCUGUCCCUCCGCCGUUCCCCCGAUGUCCCUCCGCUGUCCCCCCGAUGUCCCUCCGCUGUCCCCCCGAUGUCCCUCCGCUGUCCCCCCGAUGUCCCUCCGCCGUCCCCCCGAUGUCCCUCCGCUGUCCCCCCGAUGUCCCUCCGCUGUCCCCCCGAGUUCCCUCCGCUGUCCCCCCGCUGUCCCCCCGAUGUCCCUCCGCUGUCCCCCCGAUGUCCCUCCGCUGUCCCCCCGAUGUCCCUCCGCCGUUCCCCCGAUGUCCCUCCGCCGUCCCCCCGAUGUCCCUCCGAUGUCCCUCCGCUGUCCCCCCGCUGUCCCCCCGAUGUCCCUCCGCUGUCCCCCCGAUGUCCCUCCGAUGUCCCUCCGCUGUCCCCCCGCUGUCCCCCCGAUGUCCCUCCGCUGUCCCCCCGCCGUCCCCCCGCUGUCCCCCCGAUGUCCCUCCGCUGUCCCCCCGCCGUCCCCCCGAUGUCCCUCCGCCGUCCCCCCGAUUUCCCUCCGCCGUCCCCCCGCCGUCCCCCCGCUGUCCCCCCGAUGUCCCUCCGCUGUCCCUCCGCUGUCCCCCCGCCGUCCCCCCGCUGUCCCUCCGCCGUCCCCCCGAUGUCCCUCCGCCGUCCCCCCGAUUUCCCUCCGCUGUCCCCCCGCCGUCCCCCCGAUGUCCCUCCGCCGUCCCUCCGAUGUCCCUCCGCUGUCCCCCCGAUGUCCCUCCGCUGUCCCCCCGAUGUCCCUCCGCCGUCCCUCCCCUCCUCCCCCGCUCUCUCCCUCCCACCUUCCCGUCUAGUGCCGCUCUCCGCCUUUAGGUGGCACUCAGAGCCCGAGAGACGGACGCUCUUCCUCCGCUGCGGAGCGAGAGAGAGCGGGGGAGGAGGGGAGGGGGAGUGGGGGGGCUACGUCCAUUACUGUAUGUGCGAGUGGAAAUGA